AUGGCGGCGAUCUCAGCUCCUACUCCAAUCAUCAAAGUCGCCGCCAUCUGCGGUUCCCUCCGCAAAGGUUCCUAUAAUCGCGGCCUCCUCCGUGCCGCUAUGGAUAUAUCGAAGUCGAUUGAAGGGUUGGAGAUUGAGUAUGUGGACAUAUCACCAUUACCGUUUCUGAACACGGAUCUUGAGGUAAAUGGGACAUACCCACCUGCUGUAGAGGCAUUUAGACAGAAGAUUCGUGCUGCUGAUAGCAUACUCUUUGCGUCGCCCGAGUACAACUACUCUAUCACUGGACCUCUGAAAAACGCGAUCGACUGGGCUUCCAGGGCACCAAACGUCUGGGACGACAAAGCUGCUGCAAUCGUGAGUGCGGGCGGUGGUUUUGGCGGUGGACGGUCACAGUAUAUUCUCCGCCAGACGGGGGUUUACAUCAACCUUCAUUUCAUCAAUAAGCCGGAGUUCUUCCUUAACGCAUUCCAAACUCCCUCUCCAUUCGAUAGUGAUGGCAACUUGAUCGAUGAUGCCUCCAAGACGAGGUUGAGAGCCGUUCUCUUGUCCUUGCAGGCAUUCACAAUCCGGCUCCAGGCUUAG
Molecule: messenger RNA, 585 nt
Organism: Striga hermonthica
Lineage: Eukaryota; Viridiplantae; Streptophyta; Magnoliopsida; Lamiales; Orobanchaceae
Source: the annotation of a GenBank genome assembly